Oikopleura dioica is the source of this 558-nucleotide messenger RNA. The record is from the annotation of a GenBank genome assembly. Lineage: Eukaryota; Metazoa; Chordata; Appendicularia; Copelata; Oikopleuridae.
AUGAGCGGGAGCAGAGCAGAAUACAUUCUGGUUGAAGAUGGAUCUUGUCAGCGAGAGGCUUGCAAAGAAAAAUAUCCACGAAAAAUCGAAAGAAAGGAAAAUAUUGCGGAUGAAAAAGUCGACGAAUCCACCCUAUUAUCUAUUGGACUAUGUUGCGUAGCUGAAAAGGAUUUCAAAUGCUACGAGUGUUCUUCAAUCACGUACAACGGUGUCAAUACAUGCGGCUCCAUUGAGAAACUUGAAGAUAUUUCUUCGUGUGAAAGCGAUAUCGGAUGCUAUACGAAAGAUUUUAUAUAUUUUUCCGAAAACUACGACGGCGGAUAUUUGGAAACUAUCACAAAAGGUUGUCUUACGAGUAAUGAUCAAACAAAAACUGGAUGCUCGUUUUAUCAGGAAGGAGACACAGUCAGAGAUGAAGAUGGUGCCCCUCAGAGAAUAGAUUUUGAUCAUGAGCUGUGCAAUUUAAAUUGUUUCAAUGACUUUUGCAACCGUAAAUCAUUUAUUGAGCCUGAUCUGCAACUAUCUCUAAAACUCUCUAAUUCCAAUAAAAUGCGAUGA